Messenger RNA from Suillus clintonianus, 990 nucleotides. RefSeq lists its product as uncharacterized. The transcript has 5 exons. Bases 1 to 990 code for a protein of 329 amino acids. The record is from RefSeq and is a predicted model, not a curated record. NCBI's taxonomy places the organism in Eukaryota, Fungi, Basidiomycota, Agaricomycetes, Boletales, Suillaceae.
AUGCAAGUCGAGGCUAUCAUCCGCCGUCUCGAGGCUCUCGAGGUUCGAGACCCGCAAUCUGCACCGUCUCGCACUGACAAUUCAAUGAACAGUGCUAUCCGACAGGUAUUGCAGAAAAUGAUGGGUAUCGAGACCAAUGAAGCCCUGCCAGCACCAGUUGAUAAUGCGAAUGAAUUUUGGGCCGACAUUGAUGAACUCACCAUCGACAACGAGAUCUCGUCAACUAAAGUUUUACGACCAAAGUGGGAAUUGUCGUGGACAGCGAAUGUGAAGUGGCACGGAGCUUAUGUUGAACGCUUUCGUCGUGAUGCGUGCACAUACGAGCCUACACUGUCUCAAGAUACUGUCGACAAACUUCCUAGCAAGACUCUCAAGUCUCUGACGGGCAAGGUGUUCAAGAACAUGAAGCAGAAGUAUAAGGAGGCGGAAAAGCCAAUCAGUGUUCAGUCGCUCAAUGUCCAAAGUGCCAGACGUGAGAAACGACAAUUAGAUAAAGCAGCAUUAGCAUCUGCUGUCCGUCCUGACUUCCCACCACUGGCAGGCGAGGAAUACGACUUCAUUUUUGCAGCGAAGUGGCAAUCAACCGAUUACAGCGGCUCAGAUGCCUCCGACGACAUCAAUUCAAGUGAUGACGAAGCUGUCUCGCUCCUCAAUCCACGCCGAAAAGCAUACAAGAAGAAGAAGAAGACGACGAUCUUAAUGACAUGCCCACCUGUAUGGCGGUCGAAGGACCUCCGGAGGGCCAUUAAAGAGAUAAGAGGUGUGGUAGACCAAGAUGUCGAAAAAAAAGAAGCUCAGAAGAAGCACUGGAUGAAAAAAACGGAUUCCUCGAGUGCAAGGCCCACCAAGGAUGGCAAAAUCGUUGCCGAGGAGCGUAACGAGCAAGAGGCUCUAAUGACUGAGGACCAUGUCAUUGGUGAUAGUGAGAGUUCCACAGAUCCCAACAUCGACGACUCGGAGCAAGAAGAAAUUAGUUAUGAUUCAGUGUAA